CCACGAUAUCCCGAAUCCGCCGCAUACAGCCAUGUCUGGAGGGUGGAACACGAUUGAGAGUGAUGCAGGAGUCUUCACCUACUUAAUCGAGAAGCUUGGCGUCAAAGAUGUCCAGUUCGAAGAGCUAAUGACGCUUGAGCCCGACGAGCUGAGGCAGGCGGGGCAGAUAUAUGGCGUUAUAUUCCUCUUCAAGUACCCGACGGGGGAGACACGGUCUGAUACGCCACAGGAUGGGGCCUUUGACUUCAGCGCCGCAGAGGAGCUGUUUUUCGCUGCACAAACUAUACAGAACGCUUGUGGAACGCAGGCUCUAUUGUCGGUACUCUUAAAUAAAGAUGGGGAAGUAGAUAUUGGUAAAGACCUGAGAGAGUUCAAGGAAUUCACUAAAGAGUUUCCUGCCGAGUUCCGAGGCGAAACCCUAUCAAAUUCAGAUCUUAUCCGGGAAGUCCACAAUUCCUUCGCCAAGUCGUCUCCCUUCAUCGACGAGACACAACGAGCUGCAACUGAGGAAGACGAUGUCUAUCAUUUCAUCGCCUACACCUCCAUAAAGAACAAACUCUACGAACUCGAUGGCCUUCAGCCGGCACCCAUCUCCCAUGGUGCCUGCACCGUCUCCGAAUUCCCCGACAAAAUCAUUCCCGUCCUCCAACGACGGAUCGAGCGAUACCCCGCUACGGAAAUCCGAUUCAAUUUAUUAGCAUGUGUCCAAGAUCUUCGCAUUCGUGCACGGGAAAUGGGAGAUGUGGAAGCAUUGGAGGCCGAAGAACAGAAGCGCACAGAAUGGCAGUGGGAAAAUUCACUGCGGAGACAUAAUUUUGUUGGGUUUGUUGGAGAGCUAUUGAAGGGGGUGGUUAAGGAUAAGUUGGCGCAGGGUGGGGAUGCGUACGAGAAGUGGGUGGAGGAGGCGAAGGGGAAGACGAAGAAGAGAAUGGAGGAGAGGAAGAAGCAGGGUUCAACUGGGGAUGAUAUCGAUUAAGAUGGUUUGCGUCUCAAUGUUGUGGCAUUCCUAGCUAUUGCGUUGAGGGCAAACGGCUUCUGGAAUUGGAUGAGGCAACUCUAAAACGAUGGUGGCGGUCUGGCUCGGCGGGUAGGCUCUCACAUUGCCCCAGGCACUAGGUUGAACGCAAUCAAUCUUCAC
Molecule: messenger RNA, 1138 nt
Organism: Lindgomyces ingoldianus
Lineage: Eukaryota; Fungi; Ascomycota; Dothideomycetes; Pleosporales; Lindgomycetaceae
Product: ubiquitinyl hydrolase
Exons: 4
Coding region: 32-976 (314 amino acids)
Biological process (GO): ubiquitin-dependent protein catabolic process; protein deubiquitination
Cellular component (GO): cytoplasm
Molecular function (GO): cysteine-type deubiquitinase activity
Source: RefSeq, a predicted model, not a curated record